This is a messenger RNA of Cuscuta epithymum, 728 nucleotides long. Lineage: Eukaryota; Viridiplantae; Streptophyta; Magnoliopsida; Solanales; Convolvulaceae. The record is from the annotation of a GenBank genome assembly.
AGAAGAGGAAGUGGGAGAACCAUGGGCAUCAAGGUCCUAGCAAAAAGGGGAACCAUGGGGGAGGGGGAUCUUUUCGGACACCCCCACUGCCACCUAGGGGAAGUCAUGGCCCGGGCGGGCAAUCACAAGCCUCGGGGGUGACUCGUUGCAAGAAUUGCAAGAGGAACCACCCGGGGAAAUGUCGUGACCCUCCUAGAUGCUACCAAUGCGGGAGCACCGGUCACAUGAAGAUGAGCUGCCCACAACUGGGCGGGACGAGGGCAUCAGGGCCAAGUAGUGGUAAUACCGGGACACGGAAUCAAGCCGGGACUUCACAAGCGUCCAGGGGGCAAGGGGGAGCAAGCGCAAGCAACGCGCCGUCCGUGAAUCAAGGAAGGACUCAAGCUAGGGUCUACGCGAUGACGGAGGCGGAUGCUCAAGCUAACCCGGAUUCCGUUGCAGGUUGAGGCUAGAGCUUGCUUCCUGUGCUCGUUGCUCGAGGGAUCAUCUAGGAGGGAAGACUUGGUUCGUGCUUCCUCCAUUCAGUUUUAAACAUUAAUAAACAUGCUCAUGGAUAUUUACUUUAGAGCCUGCGUGCUCAUGUUAGCCACGUGUGGCAUUUGUUUUCAAACUAUGUUUUCCGCUAUGUAUUCGAUUACUUAUUAUGUUUGUUUAUGGAUGGCUUACGUGUGAAUGAUAUUCGGGACGCCUUGUAUAAUAUGAAUGUGUUGGACUGCGGUUGACUAUUC